AUGAACGGCCUUGUCAACAUCGUCCGGAGGAGGUUCGUACCGGUACAGCGUACUUUCCACAGCUUAACAGCGGAGGCCAUCAGAUUCAACCCGACGGAUGCUGCUGCUACUACGCUGGCGCUCACUACGACAACCACUGUAGCGCGCGUAGUAAACGUCUCGAUAAGACGUUUGUGUCGCUAUAGUGAUGUGGCGCGUGGCGACGGAACUGACAGGCCGGAAUCGAAGCCGGAAUCGAGGGCCGAUGUACCUGUAUCUAACCCCCGAAGCUCGCUGGAACGCCCGACGGAGUCGCUGUGGCGGGAAAAAAUCUUAUCAAACACCGCGCUAUCGCGACAGCACAUGGUGCCGGAAAUCGCGUUACGUCUCAUAACACCCGAUUGUGCGAUCUACCACCAACCGGUUGGCGCCAGCCGCGAUCCAUCCGAUACCGGCUUUCCGUUGGAUCCGUUUUGGGGAUUUUUCUGGCCCGGAGGUCAAGCACUAACGAGGUUCAUUCUUGAUACAGGUCACGUUUUCCGCGGAAAAACCGUACUGGAUGUGGGGUGUGGAUGUGGCGCCUCCACCAUUGCCGCAUUGCUGGUUGGAGCGAACCGGGUUACGGCUAACGACAUAGAUCCAGUCGCUUUGCAGGCUACGCUGUUGAACGUGGAGUUGAAUGGGAUCGUGGCUAAUCGGAACCAGGUGGUGAUUAGCGACGACAAUCUUAUCAGCGGUGGCGCCCGUGGCUGGCAGGACGAUUACGAAGUGGUGCUAAUCGGCGACCUGUUCUACGAUACUGAGAUAGCGGCAGAGCUGCACCCAUGGAUACAGCGUUUGGCACGUGCUGGAGUGAAGAUCUUUAUUGGCGAUCCGGGGCGACACGGCAUCACGGAGACUGGGGUGCUGCGCCACAUGACUCUACGCGCGCGGUAUGAACUUCCGGAGCAUGUGUGUUUGGAAAACAACGGAUUUUCCCAUGCUAAUGUGUGGCAAUUUUUGCCCACCCAAGGGCAGUAA
This is a messenger RNA of Anopheles nili, 999 nucleotides long. RefSeq names its product electron transfer flavoprotein beta subunit lysine methyltransferase-like. Gene Ontology annotation, biological process: peptidyl-lysine trimethylation. The record is from RefSeq and is a predicted model, not a curated record. Gene Ontology annotation, cellular component: mitochondrial matrix. The transcript has 5 exons. Lineage: Eukaryota; Metazoa; Arthropoda; Insecta; Diptera; Culicidae. Gene Ontology annotation, molecular function: protein-lysine N-methyltransferase activity. The coding region runs from base 1 to 999 and encodes 332 amino acids.